UUGUGGUGUCUGGGUGUUCUUAGAGUGAAUUAACCAUUUCUGGAAACCUACCAAACAAGAUCAAGAUGUGGGGAGACCAUCGACAAGGCAACAGAAUGGGGUCGUUUCGUGGGAGCCAAGAAGAAAGGUUUGCUCCCGGGUGGAACAGGGAAUAUCCUCCUUCCCUUGAUAGCCUUGCUCAAGAAAGACACUCUGGCAACUUCUCUGGCAGAGAAUCACUUCCUUUUGAUAUCCAGGCACUCACAGGCCUCCUCAAUCCUCAGUUUGCCAACAGAGAGGAACCUUCUUUCAGCUAUGGAGCUAGAGAUGGACCACGUAGUGACUUCAGAGGUGGGGAGGGACACCAUGAUUUCAGGGCCAGAGAUUUCCCACCAUCUGACUUCCAGGGCAGAGACGAGUCUCAGGUGGAUUUCAGAGGUAGGGAGCCACCCGCUUCGGAGUAUAGGGGCAGGGAUAUGUACUCUGGAGACUUUCGGGAGAGAGAAGGGCCCCCUAUGGACUUCAGGGCUGGGGACGUUCCUUCAGGGGACUACAGGAACAGGGAGACAUUCUGCAUGAACUACAGGGACAGGGAAGCACAUAACAUGGAUUACAGGGGCAGGGAUGAACCUCCAUCAGACUUCAGGGGAAGGGGAUCUUAUGAUCUAGACUUCAGAGGUCGAGAUGGGUCUCAUUCAGACUUUAGGGCAAGAGACAUGUCUGAGUUAGACUACAGGGGCAGAGAGCAUUCCUAUUCCGACUUCAGAAAUAGGGAUGUACCUGAUUUGGACUUCAGGGGUGUGGGCACCUCUGAUUUGGACUUCAGAAACAGGAACGCAUCAUCGUCAGACUUCAGAAACAGGCAGAGGUCCCGGUCUGAUCAGGAUUUUAGGAGCAGAGAUGUGGCUCCUCCUAUGGACUUUUCAGAUAGGGAAAUGCCUCCUGUGGAUCAAGGCCUUGUAGAUUUUAGACGCAACCAAUCUCCUGUACCAUUAGAAAGAGAGGGCUCUGGUUUAAGCACCAGCAAGAGAGACGAGUCUGCACUUGGUCUAGAUAGAAUUCCCUUUGGUAGCCAGAAAGGAGAAUUUCAACACUCUGAGGCACCAGCCAGAGAAGAGGAAUCCCUUGGAUUGGGUCUUGAAGAUGACACUUCACACAAUUUCCAGAAUAGCCGUGGACCUCUUCCUGCUCUUCAGGACCAAGAGGAGCAACCUCAGACCUUUGCUAACAAGCAACAACAGCAGCAGCUUUCAGGGGGAGAGCAGCAAAGAUCCGAUUCUGAUCUUGGGUUAAAGGGUGAAGGUGACCUGGAUUUCCUUGGAAGGCAAGAUACAGACUACCGGAACAUGGAGUAUCGCGAUGUGGAUCACCGGCUGCCAGGGCAUCAGAUGUUUGAUUAUGAACACGGCAAGUCCUUUUCAGAAGGAAAACCCAGCAAAGAUUCUAGACUCUAUAAGAGCCUUCAGGACCAGGAUUACCGGACCUGCCCCAAAUACAUGAAGCCCAGCAAGCUCAUUCGUCUAGGAGGAGUGCCUGAAAAUGCCACAAAGAAUGAUAUUCUCAAUGCUUUCCGAGGGCCUGAUGGGACACCUGUGAAGGACCUGCGACUGAAAGAUUACAGCUCAG
This is a messenger RNA of Acanthisitta chloris (rifleman), 1605 nucleotides long. RefSeq names its product RNA-binding protein 6-like. The record is from RefSeq and is a predicted model, not a curated record. The transcript is spliced from 4 exons. NCBI's taxonomy places the organism in Eukaryota, Metazoa, Chordata, Aves, Passeriformes, Acanthisittidae. The annotation marks the transcript as partial.